AACGGCCGAAUGGCUUCUCGUACUCGAAGCCCGAUUUCAUCUGCCACCGAGAGCUCCGGCCUCACCAACCCAAGAUCCUACAAAUCCACCUCCAGAAAGAAAGGCCUGUCAAUAGCCAUAAAUGCCGGCAUCGGCGCUGGCAUCGUAAUCGGCCUUCUCUCCGUCGGCGCAAGUCUUCUUCCUUCUCAAACGACGAAGUGACAGGGCAAAACAACCCUCAUCACUCGUCCGUCCACCCGUCAUGGUUGGCUCUCCAGGAGGAUUUGAUAAUAAGAUUAAUCCGCAAGUCGCAGUCACGGCGGUUUCUCCACCGUAUGCACCGCAGCCCCCAUCCCAGCCCCAACCAAAUCAAUUCUCGCUCCAAGCACCGCAGCCGGUGUAUCCCCCACAACCGCAAAUGCCUCCUCUUCCACAGCAACAGUUUCCACAGUAUGGUGGACCGCAGUCGCCUGUUAGUCUACCGCCACAAUUUGUUUCGCCUCCAUCAUCACUGCUGCCACGCGGGUUGGAGUUGCAAGGGAGUCUGGUUGCGCAGCAGCAACAGCAACAGAGCACAAGAGCGUUUGAUGGGGCCAAACUACCUUCCGGGACUGUGCAACGGCCACAUGAGCUUUCAUGAAUCCUAAUGAUUACCAGUUUAAGAUUCUAUGUCUGGAUCAGCAUGAUGGGCGUUGAUCAGAUAUAGCUUGGAGUUUAGGACGUAAUAUACCAAAGAUUGGUGCGGAAGUGUGCAUAUUACAUUUGAAUUUUACAUGUAGUGCAGACAUGUUUUUGUUCUUUGUCUAUCUUGAACUUGCAAAU
Zopfia rhizophila CBS 207.26 is the source of this 801-nucleotide messenger RNA. Lineage: Eukaryota; Fungi; Ascomycota; Dothideomycetes; Zopfiaceae. The record is from the annotation of a GenBank genome assembly.